GCGGACUCUGAUGAUGAAGAUUUUGACCUGAUUCAGCCAUCGCUGAUCCAGCAAUUAAGGAAAAUUUUAGAUGAAUACCCAGACGACGGACAGGUCUUGAAGGUAACGUUGGAUUUUUUCUUUCGCAUUAUACUCUAACAAAUUAACAAAUGAAUAUGAUUAUAAAAACGAUCUUAGUCUUAUAGCGAAGGUGAACGAACUGUAAGGACCUAUUCACAUUUCAAUGCACCUUUCCAUUGUUUUAAACAGGUUAUUCUUUCCAAUAAAUUGAAGGGCAGGUCGCUAACGUGGAACAGGAAGUUAUUAUUACAACUAAUAACUUACUGUUCCAUUUCAGUAGCCACAAUAAUGACCUGCUGGUUCUAAAACAAUGGAAAGGAGCAUUAAAUCGGAUAAUGCCCUCGCUCCUCGGCCUUCUUAAAAAUAAUGACCCAGGCCUCGGAGCUCUAGCCUCCCACGCAGGCGUUUUUAGGGGAGCUCGUUUUUCAUCCCCCCACAGGUAUUAUCCUAUAUCGCCAAGCCUUGAGAGACUUCUAGCUACUGCUGCUAAAGUUCAUUAAAUAUUUUUGCGCCUCGCAAAAGAAAGGUCCUCCUCCGAUAAGUUAAUCCAGGCAGAUCUAUUUUGUUGACACUGUAGUCUGUCCAUGUCAUGUUCUUGUUCAAAACUGCUACAGGCGAUGUCUAGUAUUGCUUUGUUCAAUUCUAAGCGUAAGCCUUUUUUCUUACUAUACUCUAGAUAAUAGUUGCCUUAUGAUUGUAAAAUGUACUCGAUAAUUCAGUUCUUUUUACUGCAAGAGAGUUUUAAUAAACUAUUCUUAUUCUUAUUGGCAAUCAAGCACACUUCAGUUUUCUUAAUGACUGUGUGUAAUUUUUCGCUUCUUUCGCCUUUUUUUUAUCUAGUUUAUUCUUGCAUUAUUUUUUCUCACCUUUUUUUUUCGUUUUUGCACUUACACGUUCAGCCUUAAUGAUUUUUAUCCUAUUUAAUGAUCAUUUUCUAUUUUCUAAAACACCUAGCCUAGGGAUAUGAAAGUAGGUUUGCAAGUUACGGCCUUUGCGCGAUUGCCCUUCCUCUUAGAGGACUUUAUGAAUUUCAAUUACAGCCAAACAUUUCCUUACGGACAGUUUACUUCGUCCUUAUGUUAAUGAUAUCUUACAGUUUUGUACUGUUUACGGUUCCUCAAUAAUACCCGCGCAUUGCUCUGUAGAUUAAUUAUGAUGUCUUUUGUUGUGUUUUUAAGGAACUUAUUCAAAAUGCGGAAGACGCGGGUGCCACACAAGUCAAAUUUCUGCACGACAAACACAGCUAUGGAACAGAUGAGCUAUAUAACGAUGAACUGGCAAAAUUUCAGGUACCGCCUUCUCAGUCCCAUUUAAAUCUUGAACCUGACGAAAGCGCCAAUUCAUGAGUUUCGUAGAUGAAUAUGACGAUUUCUGUCCACCAGCCCUGCUUUGUGGUGAUGUACUAACCAAACUCGAGCUCGUCCUUUUCUUGCUAGACUGCCCCCUUUAAUUCGUUUCCGGCGUUCCCUCGUUUCUCGACCUGUGUGCCUCAAUCUUAGUGCCAAUACAUAUAGUCAUUCUAACUCAUUUUCCAGAGUUCAUGGCCUUGCAAAUUUGACGUCCUUCAUGCCGAUGGUCUUAUAAAAAGCUUUUGGUGAUCCGAUUAGCUUUAUCGUUCAGUGAUGCCUCAGUUAAUAAGGCCACCUUUCCUUAGCAGGCCCUUGUUCCAGUCCCGGCAGACAGAUUUAGUCUUGUUUCCAAAUAUUUCAAACUGCCCCCUUCGGCCUCUUGUGUCUUUUCGUAAGAUGUUUGUUUUGAGAGGUUCUUCUGUGCUUGAAAAAAAAAACCAUAUUAAAGGCGUACAAAAAUACACUGCAAAAAAAGUCGAGUAGGCUCAACUAAAAAUAUUGAGUAAAACGUUGAAUCCACAAUGACUACACAUAUUGAGUAAAAUGAAGUGUCAGUCAUGAGUAAACCAUACUCAAUAACGGGAGUAAAAAUUACUCACGUUUGAGUGCAAUAACCCAAACAAGAGUAAAUUCCACUCAAUGCUCUGAGUACACAUUACUCAUCUGUGAGUAAACCCAACUCAAUAUAAUGAUUAACCUGGCUCAAGCAAAGUGAAUCCACAGUAACGCAUUAUUUUGAGUAAACGGACAGUUUACUCAAUGCGUGAGUAAAAUACAGGCAACAUAUAAUGUAAAAAAACACACAAGAAUCAUAUCCCAGUUCUCAUUUUAAUGCAUAUAACUGCUAUUUAUAAUAUAGUGGAGAAGUAACAACUACACAAAUCCGUAUUCACCUGUAUAAUAAAUAUUUUAUUAUUAUUAAAAAAAUACUCUCUGACUAAAUGCAAAAUCAUAGGUUUUGAUUCAAAACAGUAAUAAUAUUAAGAUUUUGUAAUAAUGCACAUAUCAAAUAUAGUCCUGGAAACGGGUUCACUUAAGUACUUAGAGAAGCAACAACCCCUACACCUCUGAUAUAUACCAACCAAGUCAUAUGUAACUCGAUUUAUAGAACUUAUGUGCCAAAAUAAAGAUGUCUAAUUAUCAACCUUUCACAUUGUUUAAAAUGUUAAUAGAUAUUUCAGCAACAUGCAAAGCAAGUAGUGUCCAAUAGCCGGGGCUAGUAGACUUUGCUAUUGGGCAGGUGAAUUAACUCACCCGACGGGCAAGUUGAGUUACUUUUUGCGGAAAUCAAAUUAACUAAGACUGUGUAUUAAUCCUCCUAAUGAGCAGGAUUAAUACACAGUCUCAUAUAUCAAAACGAUUUUGAGGCUAGUUGACAUAAAUAUUUUGAACAAUAUACCUCGCAAGAAUCUAGCAAAAAAUUCAUUUUAAUCUCUAUGGCAGUAGAUCCAUGUUUGAAUCUACUGGCCUGUCUGCUGUAUUACAAUGUAGAAAAAUCAAGUUAUUAAUGUUAUCGGGUGACUUGAAAUAAGUGCUACCCUACCCAAGGUAUUGUAAUGCUUUCACUGUAUGAUAUGUAUAGGUAAUAGCAUGAUUUGUAGUGAUAUUCGGCAUAAAUAGCUCGAGUGAUAUUUCAAAAUUGUUAAACGUAAUUUCACAAGCUGUUAGGCGAGUGAAGUUUGAGACAAUUUAGAAAUGUCACGAGUGGUAUUUAUGCCAAAUAUCACCUACAAAUCAUGCUAUUAUUUGUUUAUACUACUACCCGCAAAAGGUUUGUAAUUUUCACAUGUAGGUAUUUCAAAUUAAGCUGAAAUACCACUGCUCUAAGCCAAUCAAAUUGCAGAAAUUUCUCAAGUAGUAGUAUAAGUAUAGGUAAUGGCAUGAUUUGUAGUGAUAUUCGGCAUAAAUAGCUCGAGUGAUAUUUCAAAAUUGUUAAAUGUAAUUUCACGAGCCGUUAGGCGAGUGGAAUUUGGGACAAUUUUGAGGUAUCACGAGUGGUAUUUAUGCCAAAUAUCACCUACAAAUCAUGCUAUUAUUUGUUUAUACUACUACCCGCAAAAGGUUUGUAAUUUUCACAUGUAGGUAUUUCAAAUUAAGCUGAAAUACCACUGCUCUAAGCCAUCAAAUUACAGAAAUUUCUCAUGUAGUAGUAUAACAUGGUUAAUUACACUUUGAUAGGCUAUCAAGUUCAUUCACUAAACUGAUGACAGAGCCUGGAAGCUUCUGUGCAUCAUUAAUGUGCAGAACGCACUUUUGUAAAUACAAAAAUAAAUUUUUCAACCCAACAGGGUAAUUGAACAUAAAAACAUAGUAACUGGCGAGCAAUCCACAUGCUGCCUCCACAAGGCUGCCAGUAAAAGAGCAUAACAACUGCUUGUCAGCUGCUAAAUGAAUUUGCCCAGGUGAAUCAAGGCUGCCUUCAAAAAUGAUAAAAGGAAAAGAACUUUGAAGAGCCACACUUUUUGCUGUUGUGCUAUUCACAUCCUAAAAAAGAAAACAAAUCAGUUGGUUAUGAUUUCAUCUUCAAAAGCCACUGUUAUAAAUCACAAGUUUCCAUUAUAAUGGAAAAGCCAAUUAAAAAGGAUCAGUACGUUCAUGGAAGACACAAAAUUAGACAACUAAAGCAUUUGCAGCGUUGACAAAGCCCAGGAUUGUGUUUAAUGCAGCACACUAAUAGAAAUGCUCCUUAACCAUAGUCAGUACAUUCUAAAAUAAUAUUACGCGUGUGAGAAAAGUGAUGAUAAAGAUGAUAGUAAUGAUGAUGAUAAUGAUGAUGAUAAUGAUGAUAAUAACAACUAGUAGUAACUGAAAAUUAGGGAAGUGCAUCCACAGUCAGAUAAGGGUUAUGUUUGUGCAAAAGAGGCUUAACUAUCUAUUGCUAAACAUAGACACCAGUUCCGCACGAAAAAAUGACCCUGAAAUAUCUGUUGGGCUAAUAAUAGUGAGUCUGAUAUAGAAAAAAGUUCCAUGAGAGAACGUGGAUUCCAACUGCACCCUUUGAACACAAAUGAUGAUGAUAGUAAUAGUAGUAAGAACAAUAAUGAAGAUCGAGGAGGGUGUUAUCCAUCAAGGCCGUAGGCCAAGGCAGAUAGCACCCUCCGAGAUCUCCAUAAUUCUUCAUGAGAUACUCAGCCUCAUUCAUUAAUUGUUAAUUAAGUAAUGUUCAUCCAUAUAAUUAGAAUUUAUCAACUUGAAUCUGAUGCUCGCUAUAAACAUGAUAUUAAAUCUGUCAUAAAAUCGUAUACUACUUACAGCAAUAAAGUGAACAAAGUCCUGCUGCUGAGACUGUCCUCCUUUAGAUGUCUGUUUAAGCAAAAAUGGAAGGACUGCCAUGGCAACCUCUUCUUUUUCCUCUGAGAAAAAACAAUGAUAAAAAAGACAUUAAUUUUAUUCAGUCAGCAUUUGAAACAAAGGAGUGUCACCAGCUGGGGCAUAAAAAUAAUAAAUUUCAUUGUGACAAUUAUUGUAACAAUAUCAUUUUUUUUUAUCUUCAUGAAGUAAAUGCCAAUGAAAGCACCAUGAGCCUCCCUUCUGCAUCAUCAAUUUUGUGUAAUGCUAAAAUAAGUUUUUUGGCAUGCAGGAAGGCCCACCUAUUCAAGGGGGUACUAAUGUGAGAGUUUACAGUAUUUUAGUAAGCAUAAUAUUAUUACAAUCAUUUUAAGAUUCAUACCUGUCAAGUUUUCAGUUUCAUCGUCAUCAUUAAACUCUCCCUCCAAGAGUUGGAGGUACUGCUCCAUUCCCAAACAGUUUUUCCUGCCCUUUCUGGCUCUUCCUAAUUCAAUUAUUUGGUCAGCAACUUGACUCAAGUUAGACCGAAACGUGUCCAGAAUGCUUGUAUUUAUGCCUAAUAUCCUCUCAAAUUCAGUGACAAUCUGAAAUCACAAAAGAUAAAGCAGUCCUGCUACAGUGAGGAGCUUUAAAAAAAGUAUUAUCAAAUAUCAAUAUUAUUCUACCAGCCCGUUUCCAUAGCAAAUAAGGGAACAUCAGUUGAGUGUUUCAAAUUAUUAUGGAAUUAGUGUGUAGAGAGUUACCCAGCUAGGAAGUUCUUUUGGAUCUACUUCUGCUCUCUCUCUUAUGAAAGUAGUCGGGAGUAAAUGCUCAUAGUAGCCUGGGGAGGGGGAAUUCCCUAGCCACCGGUGCUGUGUGACAGUCCCUGAUCAGUAAGAGAAACUUAAUUUAAAAAAAAGAACAUAAUACCUGUUUGAAAUCAAAUAAAGCAGGGUAUUCUGUUCUCACUUCUGUUAGGGGCACAUUCUUGUUCAUUAGCCUCCGUCUGUCUGGGAAGGUAAGACUCAUGCGCUCUGCCACUCUCUUCAGAUCAGGCGUUCUUCGCAUGCACUCAUUCUGCAGCCACUCUUUAUGCCGCUUCAAGGAUACCUCAUCUUCUCCCUCUGGAAAAGGUGGCUCCCAAUUGAUCCCACCCCUUCUCAACUUCAGUGCCACAGGCUGCACUUCUGACCCGUUAGUUUUUCUCCUUUUGUGGAGAAUUACUUCAGGGGCAUCAGUUAUACCUUUCCGUUCGUUUCUGAAUUUGUCAUAGAGCUGGGCAAACCAGGAAUCCUAAAAUUCAAAUACAAACAUUUUUGCAUUAUAACCAUUUUCUGAAGUUCAGGACUAGGUGUUUUAAUUGUCAGGGUGGGGGUUUAUAGUGGACUUCUAAACUUGCUAAGAAAGCACAGUGGAACCCUGCCUUCUGGCGACCGCUGUACUUGGUGUGACAUGGUCACACUGAUGACUUAAGGUUACCGUGUUCAUUGAGCUCUGUAAUUUACUAAUCAAACUAGCGAUUUGUGUUUAAUUCUUUCAUGAAAGGGAUUACCCAAGCUCAAAGCCAUUUGCUGGUAUCCAGAAGAAGCCAGUGGAAGGUGACCCUUUUCUUUUCAAAACUUGAACAAUAUUAUACAGUGAUGUUCAUGUGGAAAAUUGAGAGAAAAGAAAUUGAAUUGAAUUGAAAAGUCAGAGAGAUCAGCAUGUCCAUUUUCAGAAUCACAGUAAGCUGAACUGAUUCUUACUUUGCUCUCAAACAACAGUACACUGUACAUGUAUUGUGGGGUUUAAAAGUCAAAUUUUAAUUUAGUCAAAUUGUCUUUUGUAAUCAGUGAGGUUUUAAGUGGUUUUUACAGUAAAAUUAUCACUCUAUGAAUAUCUACAUAAUUUUCAGUUGUUCUACAUCUGUAUAUUGAAGAGAACAGCUGUUCAAAAGUGCAAAAUAAGGUGCUAAGUCUUGAUCUUUGCCCCUGCCCAGUAAUACCCAUUAAAUGGUUUCUGUCUUAUCAGAGUUCCACUGUAUCAUAAUUCAAUAGAAUUAUUAAACAAUAAUUUCGGUUCAAUAACUUCCAAACUGUUCUGGGUACUCAAGGAAGGAUAUUUUUAAUGCCGGAAAUGCGUUUAUGUAAACUUACAUAUCCAGUCCCAACAGAUGUGUCCUUAAGGAAAGGAAAUGUCUUAAUUAUAAGCUGGGAAAUUUCCAGCAGCUGCUGUUUUGUAGGAUAUCUGGGAAAAAAAAUUAAAGGCAUGUGAGAAAAUUAAACAAAUGGCUUCUCUUUGUCCUAAAUGUUCAUCACUUAUCCUCAUUUUUGACCUGCCGUACUUAUGCCAGUAUUGUAUUUCAUAAUUAUUUACAAAGUCCAAUAUCUUUGAAGGCAGUCUUGCCAGUUUUUCACCCAUUUUUGUUAGAAGUUGUGCAUAUACAUUUAGGUCUACCCUAUAGGUUGAGUAGUAAGUACCUUAUUGAAUGGUUUAGAGCAAAGUAUCAUGGAUGUUUUAACUUUAUUGUACAGACACCCUAAAAGAGAUACAAUGUCAAACUUAACAGAACAUAAACUUACUUACCUUAUUGCUAAAAGUAGAUACAUUAUUCCAGGAGGUUUGUUGCAAACAAUUUAAUCAAAAGUAAUAAUUUUAAGUUGAUCAUGUUUUCAGUCAAGCCAGGUCCAGUGACAUACUUCCAUAUAAUAUGUACAUUUUGUUCUGUAAAUGAUUACCCGAAAAUAAACCUCUUGGUCACUGAAACUCUUUUCAAAUUCUAAUCUACAUUCAUAAAAGCAUAAUUAGCAGUGAAUUUUAGACUACAGUAAUAAUAAAAUUAGUCUUCUAAUUGAAGACUUCAAUAAUUAUUAUUUCUGUAGUCUACAGGGUUUCCUGCAGAAAGGGCGUAAUUCGCCUAUCAAUAAUAGGCAAAUUAUGCCUUUUUUGUAGGAAACCCUUGCUCUGAUUAUGGAAACAGUUCAGAAAGGAAGCUGAGAAGAAUUUCACACUCAUAGUGUAUGCGUAACAGAUUGAGUAUGUGUUACAGGUCAAAUUUGAUUUCAGGUUAAAUAUUUUUAACCUUGGUUGAUUCUCAUUUUACUUUUUUUCCUAACCUAUUUACUCAUGAAUUAGAAACAAAGGAAAUUGAAAAUCAACCUAGGUUAAAUCAAAAUUAACCUGAAAUCAAAUUUGACCUGUAACAUGAUACGCAUGGCAGAUUCAAUAAAUUUGCAAUAAUAACUAUUGUAUCAAUGGACUCUAUGGGGGUAUGCUUGCCCUGGCUUGGCUGUAAUCAAAAGUGGGAGGAGAACAAUGUAGAAUUUAUGGUAAAUAGCAAGUGUACACUUACUCAAACUUCCCAAGAUUGCUAAUCAAAUAAAUCUACUGGAUACUGAACUCCACUGUAUCAUUAUCUACUUACAGGGUAUAUCUUGAGAAAUGUUCAUAAAUUCUUGAAACAAAGCUUUUUCUUAGCUUUCUUGUCAACUUUGUUCUGUCUUUGUCCUGCAACAGCUUUGUCACCUCUGGUCUAUACGAAGUGGGCAAAUCUAUAGUUGCAGGCCAAGGCAGUUUAGCAUUAAGUACAAUAGUUCCAGUGUCUGUUUGAGCUGCACUGACACAUGGCCGCUUCCUUAAAAAGGAAUAGGAGAAUACAAGUCAACUCCACAUUUUUUUUCAAAAUUUAUUUUGGACAACAGACUUAAAUGAUAGUAAAGCACAUGUCAAAAAAAAAGUGUGACUAUAAAAGUACUGCUAAAUGUCUACUAAAAACAGUCAGACAUUACGUAGUGGCCAGUAAACAAGACCUGUUCAACAAAAUUUUCAAUGAAUCACUAUAAUAGUGGCCAAAAUAUAUUUAUUUAAAACAGUCACUUGUCCAUUUGUAUAGGGUGGCCACAUAAGAGAAGCUUUGAGUGUACUUACACUUCAUAGUUAUUUGUACUCAACUGACAGUGAAUUCCAAAAUUACUAUCAAAAAUGUACUCCAUAACAAAUUGAGGAAAUGAAGUUCUACAAUAUUUAUUAUAUACUCCUGUUUUUGGUAUGUUAACUGAACUUCUCAACAGGAAAAUUUAAAAUAACACUACGCAGCUCAGCUGAAGUGCACCUGUUUGAAACAGGCUUCAGACAGUUUCUUGCAAGCUCUUUAAAUGGGCGAUACUUUGUAUACUUAUAAAUACUUGCAAUCACUACCCCAAAGGAAUACAUGUCACUCAAAAUUGAUUGAGAAUGAGAUCCUUCAAUGACCUCAGGAGCAAUGUGACAGUGCUCUCUGUAGUACAUAGCUUUUUCUUCCUCUGUCAGGAUUUUCUUUUUUGCCCGAGUAAGUGGACAUGCCUUUCCAAAAUCAAUUAGAAUUGGGGAGAAACAGCCUUUAGAAUUGCAUACAAUUACAAUAUUAUCAUUCUUAAUGUCAUUGUGAAUAAUGUCCUUCCUGUGAAUGUAGCUAAGACAGUCACAAAGCUGUGUUAAAAUAUGAAGCCAGUUCUCUGAACUUUCUAUUGACACCUCAGCCUCUUCUUUGAUGACACCUCUUAAUGUUACUGGCUUGAAGCUUUCACUACCAUAAAAUUGUGUGACAAUAAAAAAGGGUGCAUGGGUGUUGUUCAUCCCAUAUAUCAAUGGCAGGUUAAUAUGGCAACACUGUGCUAAAAAUGAUGCCUCCCUUUCCACCAAUUUAGGUGUAGUGGAGGAAUCAAAAUAUUUGACAGCUACUGGAGAUGACCUAAACUGUUUCAAUACCACUGUGCCAAAUCUUCCUCUACCAAGUUCAACUGAUGGGCCAUCAACAUCUUCCAGCAUAGAAGGAUCUAUCUUUAAGAUUUCUCUAUUAGAACCUGGCUCCUUGGUUAACCUUUGCUGAAAACCUCGAAAAACGGACUGAGAUGUUUUAAUUCUAUCCUUUUCUUUUUCAGAUGCUCUCCACAUCUCAAAGUAUUUUUCCUUUAUAUUUGUCUCCAUAUUACACUUUUUGGUUAGUGAGUCAUUGUCAUUUUUGAGUUCUUGGAUCAAUGUUGUUACUCCUCUUUUCAAAAGCUUUCUUUCUUCUCUUUUUCGCUUGUUGCGGGCCAAACGCUGUCUUCUUUUACUUGCCAGAGAGUGUUUUGAUGGCUGUCUCUUUCUGAAAUUUAUAUAGUAUAAAUUUAUCCAUGUCCCCUUUAAUGAGCAAACUUUUGGUAAUAUCUACUCAAAAGGGGUGCUGGUAAAAGGUGAGGAUAAGCACCUUACACAACAACAGUAUCUGCACAAAGACAAAUUUAUACAAGCCUUAAUUAUGCCCUUACAGUCCUCACUGACAAGCGUUAAGAUACACUUGAGUGAGUUAUUGGUUAAAGGCGGCUUAUGCCACCCUACUCAACAGCAACUUUACAGGCUGCAGUGUAAAACCAUAAUUAAGGUGUUCCAAACAAAGGCUAAGUAAAGUAUUUUUUUAACUCAAGUUUUGGCUUGCAAUAAUACAGAGAAGAAGCCUUAAAUUUGGAAGCAUAAAUUAAUGUUCCAGAAACUUUGCACUGAAUGCCUGCCCCUGUUUAGCACAACUUGCUUUUCCCCCUAUAUAUGCUCUUUUUUUAAUUAAAAAAAGUGCAUGCAAUCUGCAUACAUGUUAAGUCUAUGUGCAUACCUUGCAUUUUGUGCAGUCUCUGGCUCCUUGCUUUGUGAACUCUCUGCAGCCACAUCACCAGCAAUGGUGACCACCUGGGUCUCAUGAUCAGGCUGGUUUGUAGCAGCUGUAUGCGUGGUAGAGGCAGCAGCCGUAUGCGUGGUAAAGUCGCCUGAAGUUGAAUUAGCUUUAUUUUGUUUUAAAGUACCCAGCAGCUUAAGGAACUUCAUUCUGUGCCCCAUGACUGGAAUUAGUUCUUCAGCGGCCCUUUCAGUGAGGCAUAGGAGUGCUUCACCAUCUAUAAAGUUCUCUGUGAACACAAAAGCACUUAGACUUAAUGAGAUUCGCAGUUGGGGGUUUUAAGAGUUGAACUAUUUCAUACCGCGUUUAUGCAAAUUCGCCUGUGAGCAAAAGAGAGGGCCGCGAAAACGAACAUCAAAUCCAAUAAAUUAGAUCACUGUACUUUGAUAUCGACAGCAGGGCACUGAGGUCCACUGAGGGUUAUUUAGGGCACAUAAACCUCUUAACGUUAACAAUGCAUUCCAACGGUUAGGAAUGUAAGGUCUUUAUUUCUGUCCACUUACCAUGAAAUUUAGAAGCAUAUUCACCAAAACCCUUAUCGCUCAACCAUGACUGAACCUCGUCAAUUGAUUUCUUAUCCAUAGCCAUUUCCUAUCCGAUUGUAGGUGAAACACGGGGGAAAGCAAACGAUGAACUGCAGUAAAGUCUAACCCAAAUAACUUGAGCGUGAGCGCGGAAAAGACCGAAUUACUCAACGACAAAGCAAUAUCGUUACCGUUUGGCGCGCUUUUCUGCACAAUCUAUUGGCUGUAGGUUCCACGUGAUGUUUGUUUAAACGUCAUGUGAGUGAGGUGCUUCGUGACGAAAACGUGACGUUCCUUCUGUUUCGCGCGAAAAUUUGCACGAGUCAGCGAUUGAUUUAGUUUGCAAACCUUCACAACGUGUGCUUUUAUUUAAGCCCUACAUGUAUUCGUGCACUUUUUGCGCUGGUUUUCUGGGACAUUCUUUUAAAAAGCUUCUUCGCCACAUAAAGUUUAUUCAUAGUCACGAGCCAAACUUUUCAAUAACGUGCGGUGAUUGUGGUCAAUCAUUUCGUAAAUUUAAUUCCUUCAAGACUCAUAUUCGAAGAGAGCAGGCGAAGAAAAAACUUGAGCAACGUUUUAUCGUGGAGGAAGCAAGCGACACCGAAGUUGACGAACAUCAGGGUUACGAAAGCGAUGAUGAGCAAGGCCCUGAAGAAGAACAAAGCGCUGAUACUCACGUUGGUGAUAUCACGAAGUUUUUAGCUUUGUUUAUUUUGAAAACUAAAGAGGAAAACCAACUUAGCCAGCAGUCCAUAGAUUCUAUACUUGCGAACACGGAGGAUGUGGUUGAAACCAGUUUGCAGUAUCUAAAAGAUAAAAUAAGCAAUUGUUUGGCAGACAGUAAUAUACAAAUUGAGGAUGUAAAUGGGUUGGCUGAUGUUUUCAAGGAGCCAUGCGUUUUUUCGCGAGCUAAGGAACCUCUGGCAAAUGAAUACCUGCAGGUCAAGUACUUUCUGGAAAACUUUGAUUUAGUGGUAAGAACAAGAUCGCAUGUUAGCUUUAUACUUUGUGUUUUCUUAUGUCACCAUGUAUGCCAUAAUGAUAUUUGCAAUCUCCACAUUUAGAUUUUGCAGUUUCUAUUUUGGUGCAAAUCGUAGGGAAGAUAAGACAUUUUUGACUCUCAUGCAACCCCGUAUAUUUUGGUCACCUUUAGGCAUCAUGGACCAAUUCUAUUUUAUAAUUAUACAUUCUUUAUGUUGGGAACUAAUAUUGUAGCCUUUCUUUAAAUUAUGAAAGGAGCCGCAGGAGAUAGUCUUGAGUCAGCAUGCAGAGUACCGUACUGUAAGAGGACGUCAAAAAUUAAGGAUUGUCAAGGAAACAUUUCAGUACAUCCCAAUACUGAAGACUCUACAAGCUUUACUUAACCAUCCAGAUGUAAUUGCAGAGGUAAUUGGUUUAGUGCUUUAAGACGUUAAGAGUUUUCUUUUUGAGGCACGACAAAAAUGCUUGUACUGAAUGUUAUUAAGUUGUAGUAAUUAAAAUGAUACUAUUCAGGUAGUACAUGUAUGUACAGAAUUACUCUUUGGGAACAGCUCACAUCCUCAGAAAGGUUCUGUCAAUCAAGUGAACUCGUUAGUACCAAAGGACCAUGGUUUGGCCCCGGUGCUCUGAAGACUAAAUAAGCGAGUCAAGUAUUACAAAUUGGAUAAUAAUAACAACAAUUAAUUAGUUAAUUAUUAUUCCUAAAUGGGGAUAAGUAAUUUAUUUAGUGGAUUGUGCUAUCCAAUUUUUUGGCACAAGUUGUUGUGCUGCUCAAUAAAAAUAUGUGUAUGAUUGUAUUUUAAACAGCAGUGUUUUUUUUGUAAUGUUGUUUAAGGUAAGAAAUCCCCACAAUAGCACUGAUGGACUUUUGAGAGACUUUUGUGAUGGUGAAGAUUUCAAGAGACAUCCUCUUUUUGGACAAGACCCACAGGCACUUAUUCUGCACUGCUACUAUGACGACUUCCAAGUUACCAAUCCUCUUGGAUCAAAGACUAGAAAGCACAAAAUAGGUACUUACACAAUACGUAAAAGAAAAUCAAUAAAGCUCCAGAUAGAAGACUAAUAUUAUUUCUUGACUUUUGUGUCACUGACAAAAGAGACACUAUAAAAGAGUUAAUUGUGCAGUACUUUUUAAACUAAUUUCUUGUAUUUUGAAAGCACAACUUGUAGCUCUUGUACUUUAAUCAACACAUUCUCAGGGUUGUCACUAAGAUUUCAAGUUGCCGGGUAAACACAACAAGUAGGCAGGUAAUCAAACGGCUAGGGAUUUCUUUUGGUUCUAUUUUUCUUCUGUUUUCCAAUAAAAGUAGCCGGGGGCCACUCUCUUAGUAGCCGGGGAAAAUCCCCGGCCCCCGGCUCUUAAUGACAACCCUGCAUUCUUGUGUCAUUUUUUCAUCUUAUAAUGUAAAUAAUUUUAUUAUUACCAAUAGAUCUGUUUUUAGAAAGUAUUUUUGUUUUCUGAACUGUGCUUCACAAAGCUGGGUCUUAGAAUAGAACAUUUCCUUGACAUUUUGUACGUUUUAACAUUUUUAAUUUCAGCAGUCAUUAGUCCUCAACAACAAUAUAUAUAUUGCUUUGUGUCACUCCAGCAGAGCUCGAGGAAAAUGCUUGCAGAGUCAAAUAUGUGAGAAAGAAAUAAGUGACAUUCUUGCACUAAUAAUACCCACAGGACUUUCUGUUCAACUUGCCAAUAUUGUGUAUAUGAUACAAGUUGACAUUAAAUUCAGGUUAAAAUUUUUUAACCAAGGUUGAUUCUCAAUUUCCUUUGUUUCCUAGCCCUAAUUUUUCAUGGAUUAGGGCUAGGAGACAAAGGAAAUUGAGAAUCAACCUAGGCCAAAAAAUUUAACUUGAAAUCAAAUGUGACCUGUGACAUAUAUACUAGUAAUGGUGUUUAUGCCAUUAAUUUUGUUGAUGUCUGUUUUAUAGGGGCGUUCUACUUCAACCUUGGAAAUCUUUGUCCACAGUAUCGGUCGGUAAUAAACAUGAUACAACUGGUGGCACUUUGUCCAGUUCCUUACAUAAACACAUAUGGAAUGAACAAAAUUCUUCAACCGUUUAUGAGGGAUAUAAGUCUUCUUGAGUCUGUAAGUAAAACAUUAGUAGUCAACAUUAUUAAAACAUUUUGUCCUGUUUACAUGUCAAGUAUUAUCAACAUAAUACAAGUCUAAACUAGACAGUAGAAAACACCUGUCUCAUUACUUUUAUGAUCUGCACUUUUUACUGGUUGUGUCCUCCUAACGAUGGUAGGAAAAUGAUAUUAGACAGCCAAAACAAUGAAUUUUGCCACCACACCACUGCAUUUAGGCAAAUAGAUUGUGUAUAUUUGCAUUAACCUAUAGAUUCGAAGGUCACUUUGUAAUUGCUAGCAAUAAGUAUUGCUAGCACACUGUAGCGAUACAUAAUUAUGUAUAUGUUAUGGUUCUGUUUUGUCUUCUCUUUAAUUUUUUCUUUUCUUUUCUCUUGCAAUAUGGUAAAGUAUGAUAAGUUUUAAAACAAGAGAUAAAAAAAUUUAAACCAAGGGUAAAAUUGAACCACAACAUAACUUAUUUGCAUAGCUGAUGAUUAUACAGACUGUAUUUUAUGACAAUUACUGUACAUAACAUUUAUCGCCAUUUUCAGUAAUAUUAUUGUUUAGUGUAUUGUUUUAAAUGAUUAUACUCAUGGAGAAUUAAAAUAAUUUUUUCAAUUAUUGAAAAAAUUAUUUAAAAAUGUUCUUUGCAGGAAGUUGGUGUAAAGCUCAAAAUAGAUGGCCAAGAUAGUGUAUUUAAAGGAAGCAUUGGGCCUUUAACUUCUGACAACCUUGGGGCACACUGUAUUGGUGGAUUUAUUGAAGGUUUUAACUCUCUGAGAAUUUGCAGAGUUUGUAUGGGUACAAGCAAUGACAUUCAAACUAAGGUAGGUCAGGUGUCAUUAUCUUUGAAAAAUAAUUUAGUUUCUGCUGUUAGCUGUGAACUAAUAUGCAUUAAUUUAUAACACAUGUUGUGGUUAAAUUUUAGCCUUAAUUCUAUCAAUUCUAUUUUCCUUUUCAUUAUUGUACACUGUAACACCCCAAAACAAAGAAAUAAUAACAUAAAGGAAAACAGUUGUUAAACUGAUUCUAAUAAUUUUAUUAUAUAAUGUUUAUAACUCUUUCCAACAUAAAGUUCACAGAAGAGCAAUAUCAUCUGCGAACAAGAGUAAGCCACAAUCGGCACUGUCAAUUAGUUGAAGAUGAUGCGACAUUAUCAACAACUUAUGGAGUUAAAAGAACAUCGCUUCUUAAUCAGUCCCGUUAUUUUCACGUGGUGGAUGGACUUGACCUUGACAUCAUGCAUGACCAGCUGGAAGGAGUACUUCCCCUUGAGAUCAAGCUGUUGCUCCAAGAGUAUAUUUCAGUGGAGAAGUACCUCUCACUUGACAUUCUCAACAGGAGAAUAGCUGAUUUCGGUUAUCCCUUGAUAGAUGUAAGCAAUAAGCCAAGUGCUUUAAAGCAGCAGGCCUUGUCUUCUGAUUCUGCCACUUUAAGUCAGUCAGGUACGUUUGAGACAUUUUCUUAUUCUUGCCUGUCAGUUUUUUAUUUUCCCCUCUGACUGACAGAAAAUCCCUUUCCAAUGGGUAGUAACAACUAGCCCCUCAGCAAAAACAUUAAGAAAAAAAUUUUGGGGAACCAUAGUCUUCAUCGAUAUUAAUACCUCUCUGUUUGCAUGUUUUAAUAUUGUUAGCUUCACAGAUGUGGUGCCUUUCACGAAUGCUACCUAUUCUUAUUGGUGACCUUGUUCCAGUUGGUGAUGAGCAUUGGGAAAACUUUCUCCGCCUUCUUCAAAUUGAGGAGAUCAUUUUUGCUCCCAAGACAAGCAUUCAGCUGGCAGCAUAUCUUGCGGUUCUAACUGAGGAGUACCUUACUGGAUUCAGUGAACUUUAUGAUAGGCGAAUGAUCCCGAAGCAACACUAUAUGGUUCACUAUCCAAGGCAGAUUGUAAGGUAAAUAAAAGGAGUGAAACAUUUUUCAAAUAUAGAUAGAGAAAAAACCGUGAUGAUGGAGAAACCCAUGGGAUUUUUCUUAUAUGGAUUUUUUGUAUAUGUUACAGGUCAAAUUUGAUUUCAUGUUAACUUUUUUUGGCCUAGGUUGAUUCUCAAUUUCCUUUGUCUCCUAGCCCUAAUUCAUGAAAAAUUAGGGCUAGGAAAUCUUGGUUAGGAGUUCUUGUGAUUCAGAUACAUUUCUUACUUACUAAAUAGGAUGUCACUUUCAUUAUUGUGUGGUCUACUGCGACAAUAAAAACUGAGAAUGUGAAUGUCUUAAUUUUUUGGCAGAAGAGGACCACUUGUGAGGAAUUGGGCCAUGCGAUUUGAGGCUAAGCACAAUUACUUUAAGAAGCUGGUUGAGAGAAUUAAUAACUUUAAGAAUAUCAGUUAUUCUUUGGCAAGGCGCCAUCAAGCCCUCCAAGCAUAUUUGCUUCAGUCCUCAACAGGAAGCUUCUUACGAAUGACUCUGGAUGUUGGACCAGGUACUUCAACAGAAUUGUAUUACAGGGCAUAAAUUUCCAUCUAAAUUCUAUGUGGGACCACAAAAUUGGCCAAUUGCACUGUACAUUGUAUACUAACAUCUCCGUCUUAUGUGCUAUCAAUUCCCUAGGAAGAAAAACAACUGUUCUUGAAAGUGGUUAUUUGGAGCACUUGCAAGAGAUAUAUCCAGAGAUAGCCGAAGAAAGCACACUAACAAAGUAUGAAAGACAGUCAGUAUUUAGUUUUUAAAACUUUCUGUUCUCAUGCAAUAAAAUUUUUGUCCUUAGUAUGAAAAAUAAAUUAAUUACUUUUAUUUUUAUGUAGCAGUAGUCAAUAUUUGGGUGGAGGGGCAGGCAGUAAGUGCCCUAAUUUGGCCUACUGAAAAGUCUUUAAAAUUUAUACAAUAAUUGUUAUUCCACUAUUAAUUUUUAGCGGCUUGAACAGGGUGUAAUUCUAUACCAGAACCCUUAAACAGGGUGUAGUUUGCAGUGCUUGAUCUGUAUAAGUGGUACCUAAAAUUUCUUUAAAACAAUCUAACUCUAUGAUGUCAAGAAUUAAUUCUGUAUGAAAAAUGAAAUGAAUCAAGGCUGUGUGAACUGCCUACCUAAGGCCCAAGCAAUAUUCAGUUUAGGAAUCAUUGUUUUUUAAACUGGGAUUUAAUGGUUCUGGACUGGGACUCAUGAUUUUUCGCAAGAUGAGUCCCAGGACUCGCAUUAACUAUUUGUAACAAAAUUAUUGAUUAUUAUUUCUUUUUUUUUAUGUAUAUUUAUUUUCUGACAGAACCACUUGGGCAAAAGUUUAUGGCACCAAAUAUAGCAGGGGCUAUGCCAUCAUUGUUGACGUUCGGCAUGGAAUUCCAAGUUUUGGAGAAAUAAAGGAAGUCCUCAUUUUAGAUGGAAUUGAAGUCCUGUUGCAAUAUACAGCCUUGAGUGUCCUUGAAUACGUCACUCAUUUAAAUGCCUACAAGGUUACACCAGGAAAUAAAGUGUCCUACAUAAAGCAAGCUGAACUUGUUGAUUUCCAUCCCCUUGGGAAGUGUAGAGGUUUUGGUUGCUAUGCCAGUAAUUUCUUUGUGGUCCUAAAAUACAGAAUUGACUGUUUGCAAUAAUGCAUUUCAUUGCAUUGCAUCGUUUUAUAUUGUUUUUAAUUGAAUUGAGUAAGUUAAUUGAGUUAAUUGUAUUUCUUUUAGGAGUAAACUCAUUUUCAUGCAUAGAUCAACAAUGUUCACAUUAAGCACUGCAGGAGUGGUAAACAUCAAGACACUUCAAUAAAGUAUCCAUUUAUCUACUCAUACAUACAUAAGUAGUAGUUAAGGCUUUUUUUACAAGUUAUGAUCCCUGAGUAUGUUUUACCUCAUGCACAAAAGUAACUUUUCAUGUUAUUGUUAUGGAAGGUUUACUUAAUUUGGGUCUGAAUGCCUCUUUUUGACUAGCUCAGGUUAUGUAUCUGUUUGCAGAAAUAAAACAACUUACUCAGUACAUGCAAUCUGAGUGCUUCUUUAACGACUUUUCAAUAAUGAAUUCUGCAAUUUUGUUGAAAGUUGUUUCUUUCAUCGUUUACUCAUGGGUGAGUAGUGUUAACUCAGUUUUUUUGAGUAAACAUACUCUUUAUACCUUUUACUCAAAAGAACGAGUGUUUUCCACUCUCUAUUUUGUGUUUGAGAUUCUACUCCUUUUGCGAGUAAUUGUACUCAAUAUACCGAGUAAAAUGAGCCAGUUACGCAAAAGUGGGAGUGAGUUUUACUCAAUCGAAAAAUGGCAUUUUUUGCAGUGUAGCUAUAAGUGUUAAGGAACUUAUAUCCUUGUUACUUGUUCAUAGGGUCCAGCACUUUAUGCCUACAGCAACUCCAAAUUUACCAAAGAAGAUUGGAGAGGAAUCCGAUUAGUCUGUGACAGCAUCAAAGUAGACGAUCCCAUGAAAGUUGGUCGCUUUGGUUUGGGAUUCAAAUCUGUGUUUCACAUGACAGGUAAAGUAAAUACUUUCCGCGUACGCGAAAGAUUUUCUUUAUUAAUUAAGAUAUCUGGUCCAGAAAAGGUAAAAAAAAAAGUAGCGACCAAUCAUCCCCCACUUCAGCGUUGCGGGAAACCACUUGGGCUCGACGUCAGUGCGACGAGGUAGUAAUUUGUUCGAUUUACUCAAGGCUUACAAAACUGAGUUGUCAAAUCAAUUAAGGGAAAGCUACGAUGGUUGAAGAAAGGGUAGCUGACAAUAGUCUUUACAGGCCUUAUCUAAACUAUUCAAUAUGCCGUAUUGAGACUUUAUCAGUAGGAAACUGUCUGUAAUAGAGAAGUGUCGCUCACAUUUCAGCGGUGUCCGUAACAGAGAGGUGACAGUAUGGCGAGGUUCGAAAGUGAUGCAUAUUAUUAAAGUUUAGUAAUUAACUUUUACGUACGUAGCCCUUUCUCCCCUCAGAUUUGCCAAGCUUGAUCAGUGAUUCGCGGAUUGGCUUUAUUGAUCCUCAUGGCGUUCAUUUUCCGGACAGGCGUCGCAUACGAACAGGGAAGUACUGGCGACUUGACGAAGACCGCGCGUCCAUCGAUGAGUUUUCAGACCAAUUCCUUCCUUAUAAAGGCAUAUUUAACUGCACAGAUGAAGUUUUCUCCCAGGGAUUCUAUGAUGGAACCCUAUUCCGUUUUCCAUUCAGAAGGGAACCCUCAGACCUUUCAGAAACACUGUACAACGAAGAUAACAUGACGACAUUGUUUGACAGUUUCAAAGCCGAUGCUUCUCUGAUCCUCCUGUUUUUGCAGAGUCUGGAAUCUGUUGAGCUGUAUACCAGAGAGGAAUCAGAUUCCAGCCCCAGUAAAAUCUUUCAAGUGAAGAUUGCAGAGAAAAGCCUGCAAACAGUUCGUGCGAAGAGAAAGGAGUUUCGGAAGAAAAUCACACCUGGGAAAGUUAUGCCCGAACCAGUCACAGUGAGCUAUCCAAUGACCAUUGAAACAACUAAUUUUGAGACGCACUUGACAGAGAAACACUCAUUCUUUGUUACAAACUACUUCUGUGGUGGGCAAGUAUCUUCAACGUUCAAAAAGUUGAUGACAGAUAAGGAUCUCAGAUAUCUCCCCACAGUUGGUGUUGCCAUGGCAUUGCCAGACGGUCCACAGUUACAGACGCCUGAUAUCCAAGGCCACGUCUAUUGUUUCUUGCCGUUACCAGUCCAGACGAAAAGCUUAACUGGUUUGCCAGUGCACGUUAAUGGUUCCUUUGCCUUGAGUCAAAAUAGGCGUUACAUCAAGUCUCCGAAUGCAGAUCAAGAAGAACGCCAGAAGGCAGGACGGAAGAUGACUGAUAAAUCCUUGUUAUGGAACAAGUGUCUCCUCGAAGAGGCCCUUCCUAAGGCUUAUGCCACCAUGAUUUUGGAAGCCAUAAAUGAGAAGUCUGUUUUCAUUUCCAAGACAGCAAUCUAUAAGUAAGUUACAUGUUUUAGUACAUCGAAAUACGGCGCCCUAAUGAAAUUUGUUCGCUACUGGUUUUUUUUUUUUUUUGCAGAAAACAAAGUAAUCUUUUUAAAGAUAACUUUGUUAAUUAAAAUUACUUAAAAGAUUUUACGGAUAUUUAGUGAAAUAGGAGAAAAGGCUCUCCUUCUGACGUUUACACGAGUUUGAACAAGUAAAAUUAUGCAGAUUAAAGAAAGAUCCAAUUCCCAGGAUAGAAAAAACAACUUCUUAUACACAAGCUUUCGACUCCAUCGCGGAAUCUUUAUCAAGUGAUGGAAUGGGACGUUUUGUCGCGUUAUUUAUACUGUGAAUCACGCGACAAAACGUCCCAGUAUACGUAGAACGUAGGGAGCUCGUAACCGCCAUCACUGUUCAAUGUUCUUGAAGCCUGAAAAAAAUAUUUCGAUGACCUAUUUAUUUUCUAUAUUUUACUUCUGUUGGCCCCAUGGAUAGUGUCUUCAUCCUUCAUUGUCUUUCCACUGCUAUCCUGACUGAAGGUUUUUUUUGGCAAAUUUACUUUCUUUAACUCCAUCUUAAAAUGAGAAAAAAAGAUAAAUUAUGAAUGAUAAUCCAUAAAAUAUUAUAUCAAGGCGUUAAAGCUUUCGCAGAUUUUGUUCAUGAAAGGAAAACCUUAGACAUCAUCAUCUUGUGUAUCUGACAAAAGAAGUUUUCUAAUGUGACUAGAAUGGAUACCAAGUCAGAUUGUCAUCUUCACUCAAAAUACAUGACAGGAGUCUUAUAACUUAAAGUAGUAAAUAAGAGAAGAAAGAAAACAGUAGGUAGUAUGUAGGACUUGAACCAACGUCACUUAAUGUAUAAUCCAUAUCCGUAUCCACUACACGUAUCCACUACACCAUCAAGGGCUAACUGCCGACACCGGUUAAUUUUAACGUACUUUACAUGGCAUUGAUCAUUACACUAUUGAAAGCUAACCGUUUUUUAAACAGUCCUUAACCCUAAUCACUGUACUUCGGUGCUAAACCCUCUAUUCAACCCUUUUCCUUGUACAACUGUCUUUUACUCUGAUUUCCCCACUCUUCUUCACUUCUUCACUCCUCCACUCUUCUUUUCAAGAAUGUGCCCAAUAAAUUCGCAUAAAUAUAGUAUAGCGUGGUAUAGAGUAUAGCGUUAUGUCAUAAACAUAAGGUGUCCAGCCUGAUUUUAAGUUAUCCAUUCUAGUCACAACCGUUUUCUGAUACUCACUGUGGCGUGAUUAUAAAUUAAGUAAGUAUUUGGUCAUUCAGUCAAUUAAGGGAAAGCUACUAUGGUUGAAGAAAGGGUAGCUUAGCACCACCCACAGCGUAAGUGUGAUCCAUUUUUGCUGUUAUUCAGAUGAAAACUGUUCUGUAAGACUAUUGAACAAAUUUUCUUUAUUAUAAUCCAGUGCAUCUUGAAUCCAAUACAAUUUUUCAACCUGACCUUCUUGGAUUCUAAUUACACUGAUUUGCUCUUAAUGUCAAAAUGAAAUGCCAAGAAUGUUCUUAUGGAAGUUAGGUCUGUUCAGAAAAAAUAUCAACUAAGAAAAUCAAAAAGGCCGAAUUUGUCUGUUUUAAUAAUAUUAUAUAACAGAAACAAUCUGAGAUAGUAAAGGCGUCACGAAAACAAGGUCAGGCGAAAAUAAAACGCACUUGAUGUGGGUUAAAGGGAGCCGGUGGUGCCAUUAAAGCAGCCAAGUGUUUUACAGGCUGCAAAACAGGGCAUUGACAAAGCAGGAGUCGCAAUCAGUACUCUAUUUUUCAUCUCCUUUCAGAGCUUGGCCUGACAUAAAGUCUAUAAACAAGCAGUGGAAAGGACUUGAGGAACCUUUGUUUCAGUUACUUUUGGCAAAGAACGUUGUUCACACAGAAGCAAAAGGUGGUAAUUGGCUGGCCGUUUCAGAAGCGCUUUUUCAGCGUCGAACAGACGGCGAACAACUUCAACUGCUUCAGAAGGUUCUGCUAUCCAUCGGUGCCCCUACUGUUACUGCACCAAGUCAUGUACUCCGGGCUCUGGAUGCCUAUGCAUUAAAUCAAAACGAAAUCACGCCUUCUUUGAUACGACAUGUGUUAAGGAAGGUACCCUUAUGCUACACAAGGCUUGAGAAGACAGAAAAGCUGCUGCUACUUCAGUUCUGUCUCAGUGAUCGUGCUUUUAAGGAUCUGGCUAGCUUGCAACUUUUGCCAUUGGCCAAUGGAACGUUUGCCAAAUUUGAUAGCAGCGCUACGACAGUUUACAUAACCUCUCCAGAACAUCCUCAAGAACUGUUUCCAGGCACACCUGAAACAUUUUUGCAGAACGACUUGGACGAAGAUAUUCUUCAAAGACUAACAAGCGCAGCUUCUGAAGGUAGGCUUCUCAUAACAUGAGUUAUUUCUCCGGAUACCAGAAUCAAUGUAUAGGCCAGGAAGGCACAAAUGAGCGCUGGAGCACACCCUUUCUCAUGGUGAACAAAAGUUCGUUUUUUAUGCCGUAUUAAACCGAAAUAAUCUGGAUUCUUCAAUUCUACUAAUGUAAUCAACGCCUACAGUAAAAUUUAUUUGGAUUUACGCCAUUUGCGAAAGGUUGAGGAUGGAAAUGAGCGAUAGUGAUGACGUUUCGAUGAUGCCAUCUCAUCAUUUUCAUUCUUAAUUCCGUGAUGUCAUUGUUUAACGAGAUACGCGCCGAAGUUUAGUUGAAUGUGAUGAACUGAGAAAUACAAUAUAAUAUGUAAAACUUGUUGAUUAUCAGGUAAAUAGCUUACUGUUAUAAAGUCAGAGUGGCUGUUCUGUUGAGGUUUCUUUUCUCUGGGUUUCCAUCAAUGUACAUUUUUCUUCGUUUAAGCGUUUCGAAAAGUUUCCUAAAUCAACCGCAGUACAAUAAAAGAUUGAAAAGAUUGUUCAGCGGUUCAGUUCCUUUUUUGAAACUUGUCUUGAUAAUCAGUCAUACUUUGCCUUUGGUUUUUAAAACGAAAACACCAAUAAUAAGGUCUUGGACGUGCUAAUCAACGUGUUUUAUAAUUACAUUUAAAUACAACAGGACAUACUCAACUACAGCUCCUUAGAAGCCAACAUGUACCUGAACUUCUUGGGCAGUCUCUGCCGCAAGACUGGAAAAAAGGCCACUCCGUGUUGUGGUAUCCAGAUAGCCCCAGUUACCAUCAUCCUUCAAGAGCGUGGAUCCAGUUACUUUGGAAUUAUCUGCAGCGGUAUUUUAUGAAUAAGUGGGAUAUUCGCCAACUCGAAGGACUACCUCUAAUCCCGUUGAGUAUGUCUCAGACACCCGUUACCUUGACCCGUCUCUCCCGCCCAAGUAGUAUUGUUUUGAAACAGUAUAAUGAAGAAAGUAUUGAUGAGAACUUGGCAAAUGUGUUAAAAAGGCUCGGAAUUAUUGUACUGCAUGACCUACCGACGUUUAUAAGCUACCAUCCAGCUGUCAUGGGAACGUACGUGAAUGCACCAACUGUCCAAGGUGCUCUGAAAGCAAUGAUGACAAUGAAAUCUACCUUGCCACCAGGAAGUUUUUCUGAAAUCCUUCAAAGAGAACUUUCAAAAACAGAAAAGCUUACCCUCAGGUCCUUCCUUGCAAAUAUCAGCCCCUUUGACAUUGACAAGGAAGGUUAUAGAGUCUUCUUGUGUUCCUUACCAAUUUUCGAGACACUCUACAAGAGGUUUGUUUCAAAGAAUGAUGGCUUGAAAGCAGCCCCUGCCGAGGCCCUUCCAGUCCCUCCACCGCACGACCUUAUUGAUAUUUCCAACGACGAAUCCUGGACUCUGGCACAAAUACUUAAAGUCAGGAUUUUACAGCCCAUUGAGGUCAUCUGCGAGAUAAUGUUUCCCGGAAUCCAUGAAGGAAACUACGAUGAAGAUCAAAUUGAUGAAGUGAUGCUCUAUGUUUUUGAACGUUUUACACAUAUGAUCCGUAAAAACGCUAAUUUUAAGUGGCAACUGCAAGCUCUGGCCUUUGUCCCAAAGCAGACAGAACGGGUUAGAGCAUCAGAUGUGUUUGAUCCCCGAGACACCACACUGAAAAAGAUAUUUGCUGAAGAAGAUGUCUUUCCCGCAGGUGAGAUGUACAAUGAACCAGCUACCCUCGUUAUUUUGGAGGUACUUGGAAUGAAAGAUGAGUCCAACAUCAGUGCUAAAGACCUCUUUCAUAGUGUCAAACAAGUUAACAGAAUUGCGCAUCACCUAACAGCAAGACAGAAAUCUAAGGCAAUCUUAUAUCAUCUAAACACUCACCCUAAAAAACUGAAGAAAAGAGUCGAUGGAACAGAGCUGGGACUGCUACUCAUGAAAAUGCAGUGGGUGCCACGAUUGCAGCAGAAACAAUCAAGUUUUCCUCCUUCGCUUCCAUGGUGCAAAACUAAGAAAGGAGCGCAGUGCUUUUUCAAGCCAACCGAGCUAAAGAGUCCUACCCUGGUCAAUCUCAUAGGAUCUGUUAGACCCGUUGUAGAAUUAGAGCCACUUAAGGAAGUGUUCGAGUAUUUUGGCUGGCAAAAAUUGCCAGAUGUCUUUGAUGUUGCAUUGCAGUUGAGAAAUGCAAUAAGUUCCUAUUCCAAAGACGAGAAACCAUAUUACAUGGUUAUCUUAAGCGAAAUCUACUCUUACCUCAGUCGUGCAAACUACCAAUCCUUAAGUCUGGCAUUUCAGGAAACGAAAAUCGUCAACUGGGUAUGGAACGGAGAUGGUUUUUCCUCACCUAAUCAGAUCCUUUCGGGUAAACUACGUAUUGAUCUUACACCCUACAUACACCCCCUUCCCUCAGAGAUGAUGAAGUUCACCCUCCUCUUUGAACGGUUUGGGGUCAAGACACAUACUGAUCCAACUGUCCUAUUGCAAGUUCUCUGCGCAAUCAAAGAAAAGUAUGACGUUGAAAUGGCCCCAUUAUCCGGUGAUGAAGUGCACCAUGACCUACAGUUAUCAGUUGGCAUAUUAAAUGAGUUGGCACGAGAAGAAUUACUGCCUGAUAUUCAAGAGAGGAUUGUUAUUCCUGUUUAUAUCGAGGACAACAAACAUGUAUUACUUGAGCCGGUCGAGCGCUGCAUGUACAGUGAAAACAGUGAGUGGCUCAUAACCGACGGCGAAGAUGAAGACAUGGAAUACUUCUACGUGCACCCCGAUGUUCCUAACCGUACUGCUCAACGUCUUGGUGUUCCUUCUCUUACAAAUCGAAUGUUGGAGCCUGAGGAGCUGUUCAUAGGAGAAGAAUUUGGGCAGGAAGAGAAGCUUACUACACGACUCAAUCGACUACUAGACGACUACACAGAUGGAUUUGCUGUACCAAAAGAACUUAUUCAGAACGCAGACGAUGCUGGUGCUACUGAAGUUAGUUUUCUUUACGAUGAGCGGACAAACGAGGGUGCCAUGACCUGUCUAAUUGACGAAGGAAUGAAAGGAUGUCAAGGUCCUGCUUUAUGGGUCUACAACGAUGCAACAUUUCAAGAUACAGACUUCGUUAACAUCACGAAACUAAAUGAAGCGACUAAAGUGGACGACACUGAAAAGAUUGGUAGGUUCGGACUUGGAUUCAAUGCAGUCUACAACCUUACAGAUGUCCCCAUGUUCGUAAGUAAGAACUACUUGGCGAUAUUUGACCCCCACACAUCUUACCUGGGAAAGGCGAUCAGAAACAUGAGAAGGCCAGGAAUGAAAAUCAAUCUUAACAAAGACGUCAAUAGACUUAAAAAGUUCAAAAACCAAUUUAAGCCUUUCAAUGGCAUCUUUGGCUGUGAUUUACAUCUUGAUAAACAGGACAACUCAUUUGAUGGAACGCUUUUUCGAUUUCCUUUACGGACGAGGGAUCAGGCUUCAAAAAGUGAGAUUAAGGACUUAUGGUACAACCAAGACCAAAUGCGAGAAUUGUUGCAAAUGUUUCUCCAGGGCGCCAACAAUGUACUUCUUUUCACGCAAAAUGUUCUAGCUGUGAGAAUUUAUCACCUCCCAAACAAGGAAAGUGAAGAUCCACAACCUGCACUGAUUUUUCAGGUUACGAAAUCUGCAUCCCACGCUGGAAUCUUAAGAGAGCUCUCCUUUACAUUUACGCUUCCUCCAAAUGCACUUAGCCUUAGUUCAGAGCAAAUUAGUUUUCUCCAACAGUGUAACUUUCUUCAAGCUGCCUCAAAAGUGAAGAAGCUGGCCAAAGGAAAAAACGUAGACCCCAAAACGUUUCCAAAGUCGUCAAUGAUAGUUGCCGUCGACUGCAUGUUAACUAAAAGUGGUGCGGUGUUCUUCAAUGAGAGAUUUCAUGUGGAGAAAGUAACUUGGCUCAUUGCAUCGUCAAUGGGUAAUGGUCAGGCUCUGACAUUUGCAAAUAACGAUGACAGUCUUCUUCCAGCAGCGGGAGCAGCCGUUCAGUUGCUGCCAGCAGACUCAAACACUUUCUUGCCCUCGCCGGUUGCGAAAACACUGGAAGGGUUGGAUCUCAAAGGCAGCAUAUUCUGCUAUCUGCCACUCCCAAUUCACAGUGGGCUACCUGUUCACAUCAAUGGAGCUUUCGCCUUAGCCUCGAAUAGACGCCAUUUACAAAUGAAAUUGGAAGACGAUAAGACGUGCCGUGGAGUGAAAUGGAACAAUAUGCUACUGGAAGACUCUGUAGCAUCUGCUUUGUUAGAUCUUCUUGAAGACAUGAAAAACCUUGCUCCCAAAGAUGGCUCAUACAAGUUUCACUUUCUAUGGCCGAAAAUGUCAGAAGUGCAACGAAACUGCUUGCCACUCGUGGUGUCUUUCUAUGCACAACUCAGCAGGAGUGGUUAUUCUCUUUUCUCUAAUGGAGAGCAUUGGGCUGACAUCACGCAAGUUGUUUUCCUUGAUCCAAAUUUUCGGAGAAAGGCCCACAUCGGUGAAGCGGCAAAUAAGGUUCUAAAAAUGUGUCACAUUGGAAAUGAAAUAGUCAUAGACUUACCUUCCGAUAUUUUGCAUUCUUUUGAACAAAGUGGCCUGGAGAACGCAAUCAAUGCCAGGAAAUACAACAGAAAGAGAUUUUUUCGUGAAAUUUUCUUUCCAAAUAUUGCCAUCCUUCCAGCCUAUCUAAGAGAUGUACUGACUCUACAUGCCUUAGAUGACAAAAGUGGGGAGUUCUCUGGCUUGAUAGGGCUGCACCCUUGUGUCCCAUCUUCACCAACUGGUAACACUCUGAUGACUCCUAGCCAACUCGUUCAUCCCUACCGAGAAGCAGCGUCACUAUUUUCCCCUGAAGAUGGUAGAUUUCCUUAUGGGACUGCAGAAUCGUAUGUUCACCCACAAAGGCUGACCAAACUUGAAGAACUGGGAAUGUCAUCGAAUGAUCUUCCUUGGUCCGAGCUAUCAGAAAGAGCAGAGAGCAUCCACAAGCUAAAUUUAGUAAGCAGUAAAGAGGCAUUAACCCGUGUAAUGGUAUUGUUAUCUUUCAUGGAGAAGAAAUUAAUUCGCCAAGACAAACCUGUAACUCAGAUUUCUACUCGCCUGUUAAACACUAAAUUUCUUCCCAUUCUUCAAAAGCCAAGAGAAUUUCCUCUCCCGUGGAAAGGAGAAGAACUUAUAGAAAAUUCUCAAGUACUGCUAGCACCUAAUGAAGCCUUCCUAGAGGAGGAAAAGUUCUUAGUUUGCUGCACAGAACCUAUUAUUGGGGUUUCAAUUCCAGCAACAUUGAGAAGCCUGUUACAUCUAGAUACAAAGCCAAUCACAUUUGAACAGGUGGUACAACAACUGACCGCUGCAGUGUCCGUGAAAGUAGAUUUACUAAAUACAUCACAGUACAGGGAGCUAAGGCGGGUCUGUGAAAAAUUGUAUUCUUGGCUGCAGAAAUCCCUUGCUUUCUUCGGUGGCAAAGAGAGAAUUAUAACAUAUCUUCGUGGAACAAGUUUCUUUAUCGUUGGGAAAAGGUUUCUUCCUCCAACUCAACUUGCAUUUAAUUUGAGUGUAGAUUGCUCCCCAUAUCUGUACCGGGUUCCACAUGACCUGGCCAUGGUUUUUACCCCAUUAUUGAGAGCGUGUGGCGUAAAAGAUCAGUUUGAUGAAGAAGAUUACAUUUCAAGCUUACACGACAUGAAGAAACGAUUUGGAGAAAAGUCAUUGGAUGAGAAAAGCCUUCAAGUUGCUACAAAUCUCGCAAAGUUACUCGGUGAAACUGUCUAUUCUGCCAAAACAGAACAAGCGGGGGAAAAGUUAUACCUUCCCGACUCUAAGGGAGUAAUGCACACAGUAGCGGAAAUUUGUGUUAGAAACUGUCCCUGGUUACCAGAUGAAGAAGGAGUGAACUUCGUAAAUGACCUCAUUCCUUGGCCAACAUGUUGCAAAAUCGGUGUUAAAACACGAAGACAAGAAGCCCUGCGGUACCAUGUAUUUGGAAUACCCUUUGGACAACGAGAGAAACUCACAAGCCGCUUAAGACGCAUUCUAACAGGGUACCCUUGUGAAAAAGAAAUUUUGAAAGAGCUUCUGCAAAAUGCUGAUGAUGCACAAGCAACUGAAAUUUGUUUCAUUAAAGAUCCUCGACACCAUCCGGAUAAGAGAGUGUUUGAAGACAUUUGGAAACCAUUGCAAGGUCCUGCGUUGUGCGUGUAUAACAACAAACCUUUCAGAAAUGAGGACAUCGAGGGAAUACGUAACCUUGGUGAAGGCAGCAAAGGAGAUGAUCCAAACAAGACUGGCCAGUAUGGAGUCGGCUUCAAUGCUGUUUAUCACCUGACGGAUGUACCCUCUUUCAUGACAAAAGGAAAGGACAUCGGGGAAGUCUUGUGCGCUUUCGAUCCGCAUUGCCGUUAUGUUCCUCGGGCAACACUUGAAGAACCAGGAGUGCUUAUGAAGAACAUCACGCCGCUAAGAAAGCGAUUCCCUGAUGUGUUUCCGUGUUACUUGGAGAACAACUUUCAACUUGAAAAUGGCACAAUGUUCAGAUUCCCUCUAAGAAACAGACAGAUGGCCCUGCAUUCUCAAAUAUCAAACAGCCCAGUUACAGUAGAAAUGGUCGAUACAAUGCUCGAGGAUCUAAAAAAGGAAUUGUUUGAAGUUCUCCUCUUCGUCAACAAUGUUAAAAAGAUCACAAUCUGCGAGGUUCACAAAAAUACUGGUAAUCUCGUUAAUGAUUACUACGUCGAGACUUCAAUGUCAAAGGAGGAUGAAGACAAAAGAAGGGCUUUUGCCAAAUACAUCAAACAGAUUGGAGAGAAGGUAAAAGAAAGAACGAAUCUUCUUCCAAGUGAUAUUCCAGUAGCAAGAGUUUCUUACGUCCUAAAUAUUUCAGACAGUCUUGGUAAUCAAGAGAAAUGGCUUGUUGUGCAACAACUGGGUUUUGAGAAGACGGUAAAGAAGAGCAUUAAUGCAGCCUUCAAGAGAAAUGAGCUGGGAAUGCUUCCUCGUGGUGGUGUGGCCUGUCUUCUAGAAAAGCGGAAUUCGAUAGCUCCUGCCGAACGAAGGAAGAGAGCGUACUGUUUCCUACCACUUCCAUUCGAAACAAAUCUGCCAGUACACGUCAAUGGCCACUUUGCUUUGGACCAUGAGGCAAGACGGUAUUUGUGGAGAGAUGAGAGCAGUGGAUAUCGAAGUGAUUGGAACAAUGCCUUACUGGAGGAUGUUGUAGCAUCUUGCUAUCUUACACUUUUGGUGGAAGUGCAAGUUUUUCUUAAAUUACCCCUUGAAAACGCUGGAAAUCCUUGCGCCGUGACCUGUUCAGAAAGUGAACUCUUGCAAAAAUUCAAUGCAUUCGAACGGCUCUUCCCUCUUGAGCCUCCUCAAGAUUCAUACUGGAAGAUACUGGUUGACUCUCUUUUCCACUGUUUGGCAAUGAGACAAAUAAGGGUUUUACCAAUUAUUAGAAAGAAAUCACAGGGUGCAACCCAUGAGUCAUCCAAGAGCAGCACUUCUUUUGACGUAACAUGGCUUCCGUUCAAUGGGAGUGGAAAAAACCAAGCUCUUUUUAAUAACAUCGCAGAGAAAAGUCCAUUUACCAAACCACAAUUACACAAUAGGCUAAAGGAGGUUUUACUGGAAAGUGGAUUCAACCUUUGCGCUUUUUCCUUGGCACUGCAUCAAUCCCUUCAGCGCUCUGGUAUUCCAUCAUCUUGUAUUUCCCCCAGUUCUGUAAUUGAUUUCUACAAAACAUUCAGUUCACGUGAUCCGUUAUGCGUGAUUGGACCCAUUCCAUGCAACGUAAACGAAACCCCAUUCAGAGAUGCUCUCGGUGUCAUUCUUGUUCUUCUUUACUGCAAAGGAGUGGAAAACUUUUAUGCAGAGCUACCUGGCCUCCCAUUGCUUUUAACAAAAGACAACUGCCUUCGACAGUUCUCAAGUAAGAAUCCAAAGUUCCUCUCACGAUUCCAAGACAUAUUGCCUGGCUCACCAGAAAUUUUUAUGCAUGAGCUGGUUGAACAAAAAGUGUUCCAAGAUGCCCUAACUGUGAAAUCGUCGGUAGUGAAACCCCUAGGACUGCAAGGAUUUGCAGCAAACUUACCUCAAACGCUAGAGGUUAAACAGUAUGGACAAGGUCGUUCCGUUGAGUGGUUUCCCAAUCAAAAAGGCAUACCCAAUCAGCGUUGGAUAACAAGAGUCUGGUUUUUCCUUGGCCAACUACUUAUGGACGAGGUCUUACGUGAUCCAACGUUACCCCAAGAAACCAAGUCUCUACAAAUUAAAGCCGCUCUUGGACCUCUCGCUAACUGGAGUAUUCUCCCUUGCACUGAAUCCAAAGAAGAAGAGACGAAGAAAUCUCUGUUUUCGUUUUUUGGAGUAUGUUCGUUCCCUCCUCUUACCCACGUUCUUGUGCCACUCUGUGAAGCAACAACUGUUCUCGAUUUUGGAAGUUCGGAUGCAACAAAUCGUAAACUUUUGGAUGUGUUACGAAGGCUCGGGCUACCUGAACUAAACUAUGCUACAAUUUCAACAAGUCUAUCAUCGAACCCAGUUGAACUUGCUCGUCUCAUGGUCUCGUCUCUGAAGGUUCCUGCCUCUCUCCUGACAGCCCUUAGCCAGAAAAUUGAAAAGGAGCCUCAUCUGCCUCAAAGAUUGGAUUCUACGGAGCGUAGAGCGAUUUUGGUUUAUUUCAGCAGGAGUGUAUCAAGCCUGCAAGAUGAAGACCGAAGCAGGCUGAGAAAACUUCCAUUCUAUCAAGCAACGAAUGGUGGUUUCAUAGCACUUGGUGGAGAUCGCCAAGUUUGCGUCCUUCCAGCUGGCAUACCACGAAAAGAUAUCAAUAAGUUGGAGCAUCAUUUACGCGUAGUAUUUAUCGAGACAGGAGAACUUCUCUCUGACUUAUUCAAGUUCCUGGCUUUUGAAUGCGUUUCCGCCGUUGACCUCUACUGCACCUACAUUUUGCCUCACUUAGGUAUUUUCGAUCAGGAUACAAGACAGACACAUCUGGAGUAUAUUCGCAAAAGCAUUUUGUCUGAUCUUCUUUUAUCGUGUGAUGAGAAGCAAAGGCUGCAAGAGUGUUUGCGAAACACUCCAAUCAUUCCUACUGCAAAUGGAACACUAAAAACUGCCUCAUUCUUCUACGAUCCAUGCGUUGAUGUUUUCCGCAUCAUGCUGUCGGAGAGCUGUUUCCCACCUGAACCUCUGAAUUCACCUGAGUGGCUGGUUAUCCUGAGAACGAUUGGUCUUAUUUACAAGGUUUCCCAUGAACUCUUUAUUCAAUUUGCUAGAGAGGUUGAAGAUGAAGCUGUCACACAAAGAACAUCGAAAACAGAACAGAAAUCAAAAAUCCUGGUAAAACAUCUCAUGCGUAGAAAAAAUGUGGUGGCUGAAGGAAUCUUACCAGUCAUAUGCAGCAUUUCUUUUGUGGCCAGUGAGCCCGUGAAGAAACCGUUUCGAGACCUUUGCCAGCCAUUUAAUGACAUAGGAGAUGGCCAGAUUCCGUUCGUUGCAUUCAAGGGAGCAGUUCCGUCCACGUAUGCUGAAGUUGUUUGGACAAAAGCCCAUCUACUUCCUUGGUCAGCAGAUCCAAAUAAUUGUCGUAGUGAGCUAGGAUGUCCACCAGGCAAGAGCAUUGAAAAGUAUUGCAAUGCUUUUUCCGCCCAACUGCAAAUUGCAAGAAAGCCCUCUGUAGAUCUUGUUGUUCGUCACUGUCAAACCGUGUGCUGCCUCCAUGAAAACAAAGAAGGAAAAGAAAUUCGAUUUGAACAACGGGCAAGACUUAAAGAGGUUAUGGAACGUAUCUACGAUUUUUUGCAAGCAAGUCUGAUCACAAUCAAAGAUUCGAAGGACCUCCUUGAAAAUACACCAUGCAUUAUAGUGGAGCAAGGAAAGAAAUUUAUUCUUCCACGACAAGCAGUGCUUGAGUUGUACGAACAUCUUGAAAUUAAGCCCUUCCUAUACAGUGUACCUCGAGAGUUUGGCAAAUUUCACCCUUUAUUUCAUACUCUUGGGUGUUCUAUGCAUGUUACGAUUGUCCACUACGCAAUGGUGUUAGAGAUGUUGCACGUCAAAGCCAACAACGAGAAGCUGCAUCCGAAUGAAGUGAUCAUAUGCGUCAGGGCGCUGCAAGGUUUUUUUCAAAGACUUGAAGAAAACGAGGAAGACUUGUCAAGCAUUUCGCAGCUUUACUUUCCAGGAAUGUCCACAAGAGGAAAUUCCCUAGAGGAAGUGGAUGUCGGGACACCAGUAACAUUACAAGAAUCGUCGCAAUUGGUGUUUAAUGAUGCCUCCUUUUCCAUUCUUGAUCGUCUUCAGAAUUUUAGCCAUCUACUGCUUGACCUAAGAUCAAUGAAGGUGACUUGUAGCUCUUCCAUAACGAACUACAAGGAGCUAGUGAUGAAACUUCCAACGAAAUUGCGACCCAAAAUGCUAUCCUCUUUAGUUGAAGAAAAACUCUCUUCCCGGAACGACUCAACGUUGUCGAUUGACGCCGUGAACUCCUUAAGGAACCAGCUGUCUUCUCCACAUUUCAUUGCAGCAGUUGUAAGACUUAUACGAGAUGAGAACCGGGGCAAAAAGGAUAUCGAUGAGGCCAUUAUAGCAAAUAUAAAAGGCCGCCUUCAAGGAAUUGACAUCCGCGUGGUCGUGAACCUUAAAAGCAUCCUAUUUUGUGACGGCAGCCCAAUUCCGGAGAGCGAAAAAGAAGUGCCCUACUUCUUAGAAAAGAGCAUCGUCUCGGCUGAGGAGAAGUGGACAGUGUAUCUAAAUUCUGUAACUGGAAUUGAGGAGGGCUUUACCAUCAUUUCCUUAGUGUCCAACGUUAUUGUAGAGUUGUAUGGUAAUCUUCUAGGAAAGAGAGCGGUGUUGAUUCCUCAUCUGUUAAUUUCUGUCCCAAGUGAUAUUGGCACGCUAUUAGAUGCUGCGGGAGUGUGUCAAGAUGAUUCCUUGUUUGCAAUGAAGGUUGAAAUUUUUCCCACACUUGGCACCUUCAUUCCUCUCAUUGAUCACCAUUUGCUAAACGACGCCUUUGUAGAGUUCGAACCUGGUGAAUAUGUGGGUUAUGAGCUGGAAGAUCCAAGUAUAAACCGUACAGAAGGAGUUGCCACGUAUAUUUAUGCAAGAGUUGUACAGGAAGUCACGGAGAAAUGUCUACCUCUACUGACGAAAAAAUACAGAAUUGACGUCGGAUGCGGCGAGGACUUGGUGGUUGAUGCCGUGGACCUGUAUAAGUUUCAUCGUUUACCAACUGCACCAUCCACAACGCUUGCAGUAUUUAAAAAUGGGGAACGAGCCACCCCAGGGCGAUCUAAAAGCAGAAGCCAGCAAGAGGUAUUUGAUGAGAUCUCCGACCACUUAGAAGAUGCGUGGAGAUUACCAGAAGAGAAACGCCGAAAGAUCAUCAAGCGACUUUACCUGCAGUGGCAUCCUGAUAAAAACGUAGGUGACGAGGAAUUCUGCAACGAAGUUUGCAAACACAUCCAGAGUGAGAUCUUGCGGCUGGAAAGAGGAGAGCCACGGGGCAGUCAGGAAAGCUCAAACGUUGGCUCCAGCCAAAGUCAGCAUGGCUUUUACGAAGACUUUUUCCGCUCCUGGGGAGCACGCGCCAGGGAACAUCACACACAGCGCGAAGGAUACAGAUCAAGACACCAGUUCCCUAGAAACUCUGCCAGAGCAAAGAAUCCACAACCGGGAGAAGCUAAGAGAUGGUUCAGGCAGGCUGAGGCUGAUAUAGCAGCAACAGAGAAUGACAUUAUCUACAGAAGGCCCUCCUAUGAAUGGGCGUGUUUUAAAUGCCACCAGGUA
Messenger RNA from Porites lobata, 33849 nucleotides. The record is from the annotation of a GenBank genome assembly. Lineage: Eukaryota; Metazoa; Cnidaria; Anthozoa; Scleractinia; Poritidae.